Molecule: messenger RNA, 3176 nt
Organism: Drosophila takahashii
Lineage: Eukaryota; Metazoa; Arthropoda; Insecta; Diptera; Drosophilidae
Source: RefSeq, a predicted model, not a curated record
ACCGAUCUCUCUGGGGCUGACAGGUCAGAGUGAACAACCCUAGCCAACCCAUAGCCUCCUGGUAGCUCCCGAUAGCUCCCCCGAUUGAUCCACUCCACAUAACCACAUACCAGCACCACAAUUGCACAUUACUACCAUAGAUAUCCCCGGCAGUACUACUACCGCAUGGAGCGCGGCACCAGCGGUGGUCAGCAGCAGCAGCACCAGCAACAGUCGUCGCACCACCACCAGCAGCAGCAACAGUCGUCGCACCACCAACAGCAGUCGCACCACCAGCAGCAACAGCAGCGACACCACCAACAUGUCGUCGCGGUGCACAGCUUCGAUCCCUAUUUGACCGUCGGCGGGGCGGACGAGGAGCACACGUCGGGCACCUCGUCCUUUGACAAUCCCGCCACCAAAAAGAAACCGCCCAAGCUGAAGCCCAUCCACCGAUCCCUGUCCAUGGCCAUCGACAAUUAUGCACCGUCUUCCGGGAAUCUCGACAUGGAUCUGGACAUGGAAAUGGGCAUGGAGAUGGGCAUGGACAUGGACCUGGAUAUGGAGAUGGAUAUGGAGGGCGAGGGUAUUGUCAUCAGUGAGAAGCCGCUGAUCCACCGCUCGGCCUCGCCCCUGCCCCAUCCCCGAUCCGGCGCCCUACCCCCGCAGACCCUAGCAAUCCCUGCACAACAACAGCAACAACAGCAACAGCAACAUAUUCUAGCCCAUCCCAGCCAGCGUGGUGGUGGGAGUGGUUCCGUAUCGCCAGCCCUAUCUGCCCGCCAGCAACACCAUCACCUCCUCCAACAACAACAACAACAACAACAGCUACACCACCAGCAACAACAACAACAACAACAACACCAACAACAACAGCAACAUCAGUUGCACUUGCACACUUUUCAGCAACUGGCCGCACAGGCAGCUGCUGCCAGGCAUCAAACAACCCACCAGCAGCAUUCACAAUCGCACCGCCAACAUCCGCAACAUCCGCAUCCACAUCAGCUUCAACAUCCGCAUCCGCAUCAGCAUGCGCACUCGAAGAGCUCACCAACCUCACACGCGGUUAGCCCGGUGCUGGGCCAGCAGCACCGCCAGCAGCCGGACAUUUACCUGGUCAGCAGCAGCAGCAGCCUGGGCGAUGGUGUCGGUGUGGGCAGCAUGGGCAUGGGCAGCAUGGGCAUGGGAAUGGGGCAACUGGGAAUGGGAAUGGGACGAUCGUUGGGUGGGAGCACAUCGCCCAUUCAGUUCAUUGACAUGGACGAUAUGCCACCGAAUCCGACGAUUGCCCCCCCGCAACAGCGCCCAAUGCUGAAGAAGAACCUGUUCCGGCGAUCCGACACCAUUGACGUCCAUCCGUCUACCAAUUUUCAGAUGAAGAAAACGCAUUCCUUCCACGCGCAACAGGAUCCCGCCGCCCUGGACCAAAUACAGCUGGCCGUUGCCGCAGGCUCGGGUGCUUCGAGUCGUCGCACCAGUUCGGUGAGGGGCAACUUUCUAAUGCCCGGUCCACCCGGGGGCGCCAAAGAGAUAUCCCGUUCGCCGUCGCCCAGCCGCAGGGGCUGUCGGUCGCACCGAUCGUUCAAUGAUCCGGCUCGAAGGCCCAGCGUUAAGCCCGAUUCGGUGGUGGAGUCGCAGAUACGGCACCCAUCGCUGAACGACGACCUGAUGGAGCCGAUGAACGGACGGAACUUGUUUGCGGCCCCCACCAAUCUGUCGCUGGAGAACGAGCUGUUCGUCGACACGCGUUCGCGCAGCAACAGUCACACCAAGAUGGAGGAGCUCGGCCUGGCGGAGAUCACCGCCGCCGCUGUGGCCGUGCAGCGACUGCGCAAGCACUCCGGAGCGGGCUCCUUUGAGGAUGCCGCCGCCGGCCACAGCGCCACCCACCCGCCUUCAGCAGCGAAUAGCGUUAAGCAGAAGAGGGAGUCGCACCACCCGCACACACGCCAGGUUAGCACACACAGCCUGGAGCUCGACGGACGUCCCUCGACCUCGGCGGCAGCAGCAGCGGCGGCCGCUGCAGCGGGCGGCCAUGGCCUGCAGCAGCUGCACAGUGCGGCGGCGGCGGCCAAUGCGGCGUACCACUUCAAGCGGGGCGCCCAGCACGGUCGCUCGCUCUACCUGUCGCCCAGCAAUCUGGAGGAGCUGGCCGUCCACCGGCCAGGUGUUCUGGCGGCAGCAGCGGCCUUCCAGGGCACCAACGCCAGUGCCAGCGUGAAGCAGGCCAAGGCCCUGCACAGCGCCAGCGUGCGGCUGCGCAGCUAUCGGGAGACUUUGAGCGCCUCCAAGAAGUCCAAGAGCUUUAUUGGCGACGCCAGCGCAGGGAGCGGUCCGCAGGCGGGCGACGACUUUGAGCUGAGCUCCCCCCACCGACGCAACAGUCGCCCGCUAUCCACAGUUGUGCCUGGGUCCAGCAUCGAGGAGAUCAAGAGGAGUCCGCGAGCCAUUUCCGCCUCGGCGGCGGCGGCUGCCUUCAUCGAGGAGAAGCGUCCGAGCUUCGAGCGGAAAUCAUCGCUGACGUACGACCACGAGCUGAGCGAUGCCGCCUUUGCUGCCCAGGUGCUGAGGCCCUUUCAUCACAAACUGGCCGCCGGAAGGAAGGGCUCCGUUACGGGGGGCUCGCACAAGCUGAAGAAAAAGUCGCUGAGCGAUGAGACCGACGAGGACGAGGCGGCGGAUCGCAAGCGCAAGCGGAUCGUCUGCAUUGUCCUGUCGACGGUCCUCUUGUGCCUGGUGUGCGCCAGCGUUUUCGUGCUGACCAUCACGCUGACCUCCAGCUCCGGCCAGGGCGGAAAGAAGGCGCAUUCGUUCAGCAGGGACACCCCCGUCCACUGGACGGGCAUGCGGCCCUCAUGAACUCCAACGCAGAGGCUGUGCUUCGGCCCAUUCACCACCCACCUGCCAGCUGGUUAUCCCCUGACUUUGGACUCGAUUUCGUUAACGUUUGCGUUUUCGCUUCCGCUUCGAUUCCGUGCUGUCGUUCCGCUCUACGUUUUGUUUCCUCUGAGUCUCCGGGUCUCUGGUUGCCCCGGACUGCUCAUCUGACGACUAAGGAUUGAGGGAGAGGAGCCAGUGGAGGAGAUGCAGCAACUAUCGAAGAGUCUUGCGACAGGAGAACGAGCGGAACAUCCGCGAGAAUCUGGAGCGCACCUGGAUGAUGAGGAACCGCACCGAAUUGAAUCUGCAGCGCCAGC